ACGAAGGCAGACAAGUUGAAACUGGCGUGCACGCAAGACGCAAACACACAUUCCCACACACACGCGCAGACUCACACACACGCGCAGACUCACACACGCGCGCAGACACACACGCACGGCAGCUCGAGGCUUCUCAGAUCUGCGCUGGGGCUCUUGAGUUUCAGGUGGAGAGAUCGCAGGGGCAAGGGUUCCGCGAGGGAGACGUUUUGGAGAAGGGGAUUCCGGACAAGGAGUACAAGAAGGAGAAUGACCCGUUGCUGAGAAUUUGCGGUUUACUUCUUUUUUUUCAGAAAGUGCGCAAGAGGGAAAUUAAAAACAGGAUGAUCUUGUCGUCCUCUAACUUGAGCUCUGGGAUGGUGGACCACAAACCUUGACCACUCGGUAGGAAGGUCCCCCCCCCCCCCUUGGGGUUGGCGGUCAAGAUGAUGGCUGCAUCUGGCAAGGGCUUGGUGCUGGUGGAGUUUGAGUAUGAGUACACCAACAGGGACGGCAGCGUGGUGUCCAUCAAGCCCAACGAAAGGUACAUGCUGUUGGAAAAAACCAACGACCACUGGUGGCACGUGUGCAAGGACAAGCGCGCCAGGCCCUUCUACAUCCCCGCCAAGUACGUCAAGGAGCUGCCGUCGGACUUCCCCUCCCCGCUGGACUUCCUCCACCCCGCCGCCCCGGAGCCGGCGGUCAGCAAGAGGCCGGCGGACAGCGCGGAGGAGGGGCCGUGCGAGGUGACCAUCCGGGUCCACUCGCCCAGACGCCGCAAGAAGAAGGAGAACCGCAUGUCCACCUUCGGGGUUCCGCUCGAGGUCCACGACCCGGUCCAGAAACGGGGCGGGGUCCCCGACCCGCCGCACUCGCGCGAGGGCUCCAAAAACGCCAAGAGGUCCAGCGCGGCUCCCGCGGAGCUGCUGGUCCCGCAGUCGCCGGAGGACGACCUGCCGCCCUCCCUGCUGAAGUCCAAGGUUCCCAGCUUCAGCCCCGCCGACCCUGUGAUCAGGCCAACCCAGGCCAAGCCGGUGGAGACGCCCACUGUCAAGGACCUGGAGGUCCGAGAGCUGGUGGAACAUCCCAAACCGCCCGUGGAGUUCGAUGACCCGCCCAGGCCGGAUUCUGACCUAUCGCAGGACUCUGAGAAUAUUUAUGAAACCAUUUCGGACAUCCAGGGCUUGAGGCUACAAGAUUCGCCCGUCACAGAGACGGCUCCGCCCCUUUCUCCAGCUCCGACUCCGGUGCUGGUGCCAGUUCCAAUUCCAGAUCCGCCCCCUUCGCUGCCUCCACUGCCUCCGCUGCCUCCUGUGUCACAGCUUGAGAAAACCAACCCUGACACUGCACUGUACGUCAACAUAUCAGAGCUGAAGAAGAGCGCUCCGCGGCUGGCCCCGCCCUCGUCCUCCUCCCCCGCUGCGCCCCGCCACCUCUCCACAGAUUCGGAGGAAUGGGAGGUGCACACUGACCAAGAGAGCGGGAAGGAGUUCUACUACAACCCCACCUCAGGGCAGUCCACCUGGGACAACCCCCGCAGCCCCUUCAUGGAGCCUGAUUCCCCCCCGGUGGUGCUGUCCUCUCCCUCUCCCUCGUCCAGCCCGCCCUCGACUGCCCCCGCCACCAGCCCUGGCCCCGUUCGUAGCCCCGGCCCAGCCCCUACCCCUGGCCUCACCCCCGCCCCUGCCCCCGGCUCCGCCCCUGCCCCUGGCCCCACCCCCACCCCCACCCCCGGCCCCACCCCCGCCCCUGGUCCCGCCCCCGCCGUGGGGGGCUCGGACUGGGAGAAGCUCCUGGACGAGGCCAGCGGGAGCCAUUACUUCUACAACCACGUGUCCGGAGAGACGUCCUGGGGACCCCCAGGGUUGGAGUCCCCCCCACCCGGGCCCACAAAGCCCCCGGGCCUGACAGAGCCCCCGCAGGACGGUCCGCCCCCCCUCCCCGAUGAGGACUACCCCGUGGAGGACGAGGAGCGCUCAAAGACACCCCCAAAGACCUUCCCCAAAGAUUUCACCUACCCCCCUCUGAAGCGCUCGGUCAUCCCGCGGGUCAGUUUGGAGACUAAGUCCCCCGCAGGUUGGACACGUUCGAUGGACCCAGAUGGCAAGAUGGUGUUCACCAGCGAGCACACGCAGGAACAGUGGAUCAAGUCGAUGGAUGACAAAGGACAGGCGUACUACUACCUGAAUGAUGGGUCCCGGUCUCAGUGGAACCUGCCUGAGAUCGCUUCAUGUCCUCGACCAACCCCCCCCACACACACACCACCCCACCCCACCCCACCCCAGCUUUCGGUGACCGCCAGCUCACCACCCAAGGUGGGGAAUGGGGUUGACUCCGAGGGCGUGUCUGUUUUGAAGAACUGGAGGCAGUCCGGAAGCUCCUCCUCUUUCACCCCCUCCCCUUUCAGCCCGCCUAAGGAAGAAUUGAAGUUCUUCCCCAGCCACAUGCGAAAUAUCUCGGACCAGGGCAGCGAUGCAUCCAGCGCAGGCAAUUCACCAGAGUUACUUCAUCAGGUUGAUAGGUUCAAACACCGGAGGAGCCCGUCCAAUCAGAGCUCAGAUUCUCAACAGCAUGUGGGUUCUAACGCCUCAUCCGGGACUGCCAGAUGCUGGGCCCAGACUUUGGAAAAGGCAGGAAUUCUCAACAAAACCAAGAUAGCUGAGAAUGGGAAAAGGCUUAGGAAAAACUGGGCACAGUCCUGGACGGUCCUGCACGGUGGAAUUCUGACGUUUCAUAAAGACCCCAAGUUCAUGCCCGGCGGAAACCCGAACAGAACCAAUCAGAUCGUCCCAGAAUUCACAGUGGAGCUACGAGGGGCGAAUGUUAACUGGGCCUCCAAGGACAAAUCCAGCAAGAAGCAUGUUCUGGAGUUGAAAACGCGCCAUGGGUCGGAGUAUCUGGUGCAGUACGACACAGAGAGCAUCAUCAACGACUGGCACAAAGUGAUCGUGGAAACCAUCCGUCAGCUGGAUCAUGAGCAUCACUCUGAGGAAGAGAAUGAUGAGGAAGAGAAGUCCCCCAGUCCCACAGACGACAAGGAAAAGAGGAGAGCCAACAGGCCCAGCACAUCGAGUAACAGCGGGGAGACCGAUCAGGGGAGGGUGCGCACCAAACUACGCAAGUUCCUCCAGAGGAGGCCCACACUGCAGUCCGUCAAGGAGAAAGGCUACAUCCGGGAUAACGUGUUUGGCUGCAACCUGGACGUUCUGUGUAGUCGGGAGAACACCGCCAUCCCGCGCUUUGUUGAGAAGUGCAUCAAGGCCGUGGAGAGACGAGGCCUGAGUGUCGAUGGGAUCUACAGAGUGAGCGGAAACCUGGCCACCAUACAAAAGCUUCGUCACAAAGCGGAUCACGAAGAGAACCUGGACCUGGAUGACGGACAGUGGGAGGAGAUCCACGUGGUAACGGGAGCGCUGAAGCUCUUCCUCAGAGAGCUUCCCGAGCCUCUCUUCCCCUACAGCUUCUUCGACCGCUUCAUCGCUGCCAUCAAAGUCCCUGAUAAAAGACAGAAGGUGUCUUUCAUUCAGGACCUGGUUAAGAUUCUCCCACUGCCGAAUCUAGAAACUAUGAAGGCCCUUUUCAAACAUUUACGCAAGGUCAUCGAGCAUCACGAGGAGAACCGCAUGUCGGAGCAGAGCGUGGCCAUCGUCUUCGGCCCCACGCUGCUCCGGCCCGAGACCGAGUCGUCCAACAUGACCAUGCACAUGGUCUUCCAGAGCCAAAUCGUGGAGCUCAUUCUUCAUGAGUAUGAUCAGAUCUUCGGCCCGAACUGAGACUCUGGAAUCGUACUGGGGACAGGGGACAGGGGACAUGGGACGGGACAGGGGACAAGGGGACACAGGCUAAAACAUUGGACAGUGUGGCUGGGUGGGGACUGCCGGGGUGGGGACCAUUUUUAUUUUCAGGCCUGUUUAAAUUGGUGGGGUUUUUUGUCUGAUGUGUGAAUCUCCAUCUGACAGUCCGUAGGCCCUCUAUUCAAUCUCUAAUCCCUCUCUUCUUCCACUUUUCAUUUCCCUAUCUAUCUGCUUUGGUACUCCUAAUCUUCUCACUUCCUGUCAAGAGAUUAGGAUAAAGAAGGUUGUUAGCACUAGUAAAACUGUCUGGACCAAAAUGAGAUUUUUUUAUUGUUAUCAUUUUUGGCCACACAUCAACAAGCUGUGCUAAUCAAAUGCCUUGAUGUUAUUAGAUGCGUACAUGAAGCCUGGGGUAACCUAAUCGUUUGAUGAUAUUUGAUACGUGCUGAUUUUGUGGCAUAUACGUGCUGUUCAGAGCAAUGCCAUUGUCUAGAUUUCAUUGGGAUUCCUUUAUAGGCCACAUUCAACCUUGGGAAGGUUUAUGAAAUAUGGAUUUUGCUGCAGAGUUGCUGUAUUUUACAAAACAUUGUAAUGAUGCUUUGUUUAAAAUGCCUUCAAAGGUAUGUUACUUUAAUAUAAAAAGGGAAAUACUGUACAAAAGAAUAGCCACUGUCAUUGCCUGAAUGUGAAAGGGACGGUUAAUUGCUUAAUGUGUAUUGUACAACUUUUCUAAACAUUUAAAGUGGGGAAAAAUAUCAUUAAUGUAGCUACUUUAUAUUGAAAAGGCACAGUACAAUUAGAAAAGUAUAUAUGUUAUAAAUGAUGGUCCAUACUUUAAAUGACAGAUGGUUACACUCAACAGUUUGUUAGCGUUAUUGCUAUGUGAAAACUGGAUGAUACAAAAGUGUUAAAUCUAAGGUCUUUUUGGGAAAUUUGAUGGACAUUGUACAUACAUAAGAGAAGAUUUGCCCUACAAAUGUUCUUUUAAUAAAAAAAUAACUUAA
Messenger RNA from Anguilla rostrata (American eel), 4774 nucleotides. RefSeq names its product Rho GTPase activating protein 27, like (gene arhgap27l). The coding region runs from base 423 to 3749 and encodes 1108 amino acids. The transcript is spliced from 19 exons. Gene Ontology annotation, biological process: signal transduction; regulation of GTPase activity. Gene Ontology annotation, molecular function: protein binding. Gene Ontology annotation, cellular component: cytoplasm. Lineage: Eukaryota; Metazoa; Chordata; Actinopteri; Anguilliformes; Anguillidae. The record is from RefSeq and is a predicted model, not a curated record.